CGCGAGUGAAUAAUCCUACCGAACAGAAUAUUAAUUCGACCACGAACAAUAACAUACGCCUUUCAAAAAACAUAAAAAUUAAUAUAAACAUAACAGUAGAUUAAUAAAUAAGUAGUAUAAAUAAAAUACUUUCGCCCAAAUUAAGAUUAAUUUAAUUUCCUCAUAUUGAUUUUAUUACUUACUCCUAAUAAUAUCUAAAUAUUAGUGCCAAGUGAACUGAUUAAAAAAACAUGUGAAUUAUGAAUUGGUUUGUACGAUGUGUUCGUGGCAAUUUGAAAAAGGACGAUUGUCAGGCAACAAAUUUGGAAAAACGCCAUGGAAAAAAGAAAAAAGACAAAAAUAAUUUGGAGAGUGAAGAAAAACAAAAAUUGGAUUUGGAAGAAGAAUCGAUUAGUAAAAAAGGAAGUAGGAGUGAAUCAAAACAGAAUUUGGAGCCUGCUGAUUUUAGGUCAAUUCCAAAAUUAUUCUCAAAAAAUCAGCACUCGGAAGAAAGUUCUAGAAAAAAAUAUAUUGCUGGGAGCUCUUCUGAAACUCAGCCUCUACACAAAGAAGAAGAAGAAGAAUACACACUGAAAAACUCGAGAAAAUUCGAAAUCGAUUCUGAAUCUGAAAGUCGUGAAUAUGCAAAAUUGCAAGGAGGAAAAAAUCGUUUUGGGUUUUCUGAUAUCCAUACAGCGGCAGCACAAACAAGGGCCAAUUUAGUCGGAACUUUAACGAAAAAGGAAGAGGCGAAUUCCAAUAAAUCGACUGAUCAAAUAUUUUUAGAUUCUCCAAAUACUGAUGAAGUAAUAGAAAGCAAAAAUUAUUCUCAUGGCAGACCUUCGACGGUGCUGAGAGGAACCUUUGAUCGAAAUGGAAAAAGUGGUCUAAAAGUUCAAGACAAUGAAAAUGGCCGAAUUCACUCAGCGAUAGUCUCAGGUGUCAAUUGGGACUUGAGAAGUGUCACUGUAGAAUGGUUCGAGAGGGGAGAAACAAAAGGAAAGGAGGUGGAGAUCGAUGCUAUCCUGGCACUGAAUCCGGAAUUGAAUCCAAAACCAAUGGGUCCACCUCCUCCUGUGAACGAUCACAUGCUAGCAAACUCCAGAGCAAGGGAUUCAUCCGAUGAGGAAGACGAAGGUCUCGAUGAUUUGGAAAACCAAGAGGAAAGUACUCUCGGACAUCAUGGUGGAAACACGGCUAGAAACGGCCUGACUUCUGCAACACUUCCUGUACGAGUCACGUCUCGUCUUUCGCACUCUACAAGGGCCAGCAUCUCUGUUAAAGCUGGAUCAAAUAGGAAUAGACAGCAACUGCCGAGUCGUCCAACGAAUAUAAUGCCGCCCGUGACAACGUCUGUGAAUGGGCACGGUGACACAAUUACUGGUCUGACAGGACGACGAGAAGUUCAGGAAAACAUACCGCCAACACCCACGACCAAUCCGACCUUCAAUGUCUCCAAUGCCGCAAUCACUAAGCAGCUUAAACAAAAUCAACAACAGCAGCAGCAGCAGCAACUUCAGCAGCAGCAAUUCACGCAGGCGCAACAGGCGCAGGUGGAGAACGGAAGAGGAAGAAGGUCCAAUGUCGUAAAGGAGGUCGAGAGACUCAAGAAGAACAGAGAGGAAAGAAGACAGAGACAAGCCGAACUCAAGGAGGAGAAGGAGGCCCUUAUGAAUCUGGACCCUGGCAAUCCCAACUGGGAAUUUCUUGCUAUGAUCAGAGAGUACCAAAACAGUAUAGACUUCAGGCCACUGCGAGACUCGGAUGCAGUUGAGGAUCAUCAGAUAACAGUGUGCGUGCGAAAGCGGCCGUGCAACAAGAAGGAGCUGAAUCGGAAGGAGGUGGACGUGAUUAGUGUUCCGAGCAAGGACCAGAUAGUUGUACACGAGCCGAAAGCGAAGGUGGAUCUGACCAAGUACCUGGAGAACCAGCUCUUCCGAUUCGACUACGCCUUCGACGAGACCUGCACGAACGAGAUAGUCUACAAAUACACAGCCAAGCCUCUGGUCCAGACGAUAUUCGACGGCGGAAUGGCCACCUGUUUUGCCUACGGACAGACCGGAAGUGGCAAGACUCACACUAUGGGCGGCGAUUUUAAUGGCAAGACACAGGACUGCAAGAAGGGCAUCUAUGCGAUGGUCACCAAGGAUGUCUUCAAAUACCUCAAAUCUCCCAAAUAUCGACCCCUCAAUCUGGUCAUUUCGGCGAGUUUCUUUGAAAUUUACUCGGGCAAAGUCUUUGAUCUUUUGGCGGAUAAAGAAAAGUUGCGAGUCCUCGAGGAUGGAAAACAGCAGGUACAAAUCGUCGGAUUGACCGAAAAAGUGGUAGAAACUUGCGAUGAGGUUCUGAAGCUCAUCCAGCAUGGAAAUAACGCCAGAACAAGUGGACAGACGAGCGCUAAUUCAAAUUCGUCGAGAUCACACGCAGUUUUUCAAAUAGUAGCUCGAACUCCCGGAAUGCACAAAGUCCAUGGCAAAUUUUCCCUCAUUGAUCUGGCUGGAAACGAGAGAGGAGCUGACACGUCAUCUGCAAAUAGGCAAACGCGAAUGGAAGGUGCUGAAAUUAACAAGUCGCUUCUGGCUUUGAAGGAGUGCAUUCGUGCAUUGGGUCGCAAAGGAACGCAUUUGCCAUUCAGAGCGAGCAAAUUGACUCAAGUUCUCAGGGACAGUUUCAUUGGUGAAAAAUCUAAGACUUGUAUGUAUCUCAAAAUACCACAGAGGAGUGUGCUGCCCUCUAGCGGAGACGCGAACAAGGACGGACAAACAAAAUGGAGAACUGAAAACUCAUCAGAAAAGCGUGUCGAUUUUGCGUUGAAGGCUCAGAACGCGGCGGCAGCAGCAUCAAUGACGCAGGCGAAGAACAUUAGCUUGUCCUUCUACGGACCCAACUGCUGCUGCUUCCACCUCGCCGUGAUUGGCUAG
Molecule: messenger RNA, 2900 nt
Organism: Belonocnema kinseyi
Lineage: Eukaryota; Metazoa; Arthropoda; Insecta; Hymenoptera; Cynipidae
Gene: Klp10A
Product: kinesin-like protein KIF2A
Exons: 13
Coding region: 240-2900 (886 amino acids)
Biological process (GO): microtubule-based movement
Molecular function (GO): microtubule motor activity; ATP binding; microtubule binding
Source: RefSeq, a predicted model, not a curated record